GGCAAAACAAAAAAUCACGACACAACCAGUAUAUACACGAAAGCCUGCAACAAAAGAACACCGUUCCAUCCCGCGCAAACCCGGGCUCGCCUGCAGCUUUCUGACGUUUGCAUGUAGCGAGCUCUCGUACUUCUAGCCGGAAAGAAUAAUGGGCAAAGGGAGAGGCAAAGGGAAGGGAGGAUGCGAGUGCUGCGAGACAGUUCACGCCAUGGCGUGUUGCCUGUGUUUGGUCCUCUUUGGCGGCCCCAUCCUCAUUGCGGUUGGGGCCAGCAUCCUCACCAAGGCCGCUAAGGACACGCGCGGGCAAAACAUCGGGGCGAUCAACUCACAAAUUGAGGCCUGGAACGACCCCAACUCCCCCAACGGCUGGGCACGCUUCAGCCAGCUGACGGUGUGGGCGGUGCUGACCCCCGGGGACGGCGUGGACGAGGGAAGCAGCUGCCCGCGGGAGGCCGUGCAACUGCGGCUUGACACGCUGUCUGCGGACCGCUACUCGGACGAGGGCGAGAGGUACCAGACGGUCAAGCAGGCGCGUCUGGUUACUGAGAUGGCGUACAGGCGCUACAUCCUAUGUCGCUACCAGACGUUGUUGCUGCAGCAGCCGCCCAACGCGACCGCCAACAGCACCCUAGCGGCGCUGCCCGUGCCGCCCUCCACGGGCACGCUGGACUAUUCGAUCGCGCUGGACAAGGCCACCGGCCCUCGCAGCUGCACCUCCACACGCGACACCUGCUACGGCCAGAACUACGCCGACUGCAGGUACAACUGUCAGUUCUUUGGCGGCGAAUUUGACUGCCGCGGCAACACCUUCACAUGCAGCCUAGCGGACGCUUCCUUUUCGGAUAUUGCAAUCAAGGUCAAGGCGCGUGACACCUCAGCCAAUCUGUCGUACGUGCCCGACACGGCGUACCCGGACGAGGGCGGCGGCGGCAACGUCAUGCCCACCGGCUACAUCCGGCGCUACACGCCUGCCAACGGCUCCCUCACCGCCGGCCGCCUGUUCCAGCUGCCCAACAUUCGGCCCCCGGCUCGCGGCCUGCCCAGCGUGGUCACCAUCACGGUGCGCUCCUCCGCUGACCCAUACCUCACCUACCUGUGGCUCACUGGAGGAAGCGGCUGGCUCGGGACGCCCAAGAGUACGCUGGUGGCCAGCGGUGUGGUCAUCUUGGUGGUGGGCGUGAUCGGCACCUUGGCCUGGUUCUGCUUCGGGUAUUACUCCUGGCGCAUGCUGUUUGCGCGCAACCGGCCCCGGGAGCGACCUGAGGGCGCGGUGGAGGCGGCGGCGUGGGACAUGGCCAACAGGUUCGGCGGGCAGUACGCCCCCGCCCUGGGCGUGCCCGUGGGUCACGACGGCAUGCCAACCGCCCAACCGCUGUACGUCUCCGCAUCUGCGCCCGCCACUGGACAGCCCGCGUACGGCACGCCGUACGGCCAACCGCCGGAUCCGUACCACCAGAUGCCCGGCUACCCAGCAGCGGCCCCCGGUGGCGGCGCCGCCUACCCGCCGUACGGCGGCGGUUAUAACCCUGCUGGCGGUUAUCCGGGCGCAGGCGGUUAUCCGGGCCAUCCGCCGCCGGGCAGCAAUGUGGAGAUGACACAAUACGGCAGCGGUGACGCCGCCGCCGCCGGCCAUCCGCCGUACACUGGGUAUCCGCCGCCCGGAGGCGGCUAUCCACAGUCGUACCCGCCGGGGCAGCCGUACCCGGGUUAUUCGGGGCAGCCGCCGCCGCCAGUGCCGACGACCAGUGGCGGCGGCGGCGGCGGCGGCGCUGGCGGUCCUGACGUGGGCGCUACAGCCAGCUACGCCUAUCCAGCCGCCGGCGCCUACCCCUACCCCUACGGCUACCCCCCGGCGCCGCCGCCGGCGCCGGGCGCUGCUACAGCCGUUGGCGGCGGCUUCGGCGGUGCCGCCGGCACGGCAGUAGCAUCGGGGCUCCCGGCCAGCACCGGCGCCAGUGCCGGCGAGGUCGGCAGUAGCAGCAGUGCCUUUGGCGCUGCUACAGCCGGCCCGGCGGCUGUAGCAGCCGCUGGCGGCGGCGGCGCUGACAAUGACGACGAUGACGGCAGUAGCGCGGCGGCCGCCGGCGGCGGACGUGGCCGCGGGAAGCGCGGUGGCAAGGGGAAGGGAAAAGGCGGCGGCGACUCUGGACUGGAUGACGGGCCGUUGCUGGCGGGGGCGGGUGAUUCCAGCAGUGGCCCCGCGGGAGGCGGCGGCAGCAGCAGCAGCGCUGGCGCGGCGGGUCCCAGGGGCAAGGGCCGAUAGCCGUUGGCGGCCCGUGGCUGGUGUUUAGGGAGGGAAGGCGGAAGGAGUUGCAAGAGAAGGCGAUUCCCGCUUUGCGCGGUCGCGCUACACGCGACCUUACUUUGCACCUUCUACCAAUGACCGUGGUUGUAUCUUGUAUAACUGGUAUUAGAUUGCGCCAUGCUUAAGGGCAACAGCGCGCUAGAAAGGAGAUUGGGCGCUCACAGUGCCCAACGUACGUUUGGCUGGGCCCUGGACGGGCUUAAGCAACGCUUCUGAGUAAUGCACACUCGACAAUGCAAUAACUUCAUUCUGCAAUCAGCGAAGGAGGCUAGGAGCAGGAGCGCCAACAAAGCGCUUGCCGAAUCGCGAGUUGUCCCAUCCCGCGCGCGACCCUCCCCCUGGCUCGUCUCCUGGAAUCGCAAAGCAGGAAUAAAGAAGCUGCCAAUCACUUUAUAGCUAUUCACACCAUCCACCGGACGAACCAAUACCGCCAAGCUUGCAGCUCUAGCGUUUCAACCGGGACUGGUCACAGACUGCAUUCACUGUGUCGCAUUUCUAUCCUCAAAUGCCUGGUCACCUGACCGUUGGCGAUGGUCUGGCACUCAUGGGCGUUAGCCUUGGCCUGGGCAUCGGCCUGGGCUUUGGCCUGGGCUUCGGCGCUUUGGGCAAGGGCAUUCAACGCGGGCUGUGCCACAUUGGCGACAGCAUUCAGAGCUUGGGGCGGCGGGGCGCAGAUCGGCGGCGCACGCCUGGCGCACCGGACGCUGCACAGCAGCAGCAGGACGCCCAAACGCGGCCCUGAAAAGAUGCCAUGCGCGCGCCGUGAAAGCGCCUCGAAGAGCAGCAGGUGGCCGGGACGUACGGCGGUGCCACGUGCGGAGUAACCACCGCGGCCGCAGUAGCCGCAGUGAUCCUUUAGACAGCUGCACAACGUCAUGCGCCACUUGUUUACACAUGCAUCCUGUUCACCCAUGCAGCAUCACAUGGAGACGACCGGAUAUGGAUGGGUUGGAAGCUCGCAGGCUGAGCGGCAGGGGUGCUGAGCGGCGGGUGGAGGACGCGUGUGUGCGCGGUGAGGGUUGUGUAUGUACGUUGGGCCAGCUGCUGAUGGCUGAGGGUACACCUAGCUAGAUAGUACUGACUGACGGUACGGUAGUAGCUCGUGCAGUGUAACAUACUGCAUGCACUUCAGUACUGUACUGUGCUGAUGAGUGCGUGAUGAGUUGUCAUCAUCACUUCAUCAGGCGCUGGCCAUGGGUAGUAUCCCUGCUGUAGGCCUCAUCAUGAGAGCUGUUGUGCCGGGGUAGACAUGGUUUUGCGUCCCCGGAUGACACGUGGACCAUGUGGAUCGGCGCGGGUCAGGCGUGUCACGCACGCCUGGGGAAGCAGCUAGUAUGGCGGGCUUUGGCAGGCUAUGGCUGCUAAAUCAGGUCCAGAAGAAUGUGACGGUGCUAGUCUCUGAGACUGCGCAUGGCUGGGGAGCCUCACAAAUGGUUCGUUGGCAUCGGGAGGUCGGGAGCUCGGGAGCUCGGGUCGAGGAAUGGUGUGGGGGUUUGCGAAGCCUGCCGCCGACACGCAACUCAUCUUACUGUGCAUUUAAUAUGUAUGACUA
Messenger RNA from Chlamydomonas reinhardtii, 3857 nucleotides. RefSeq lists its product as uncharacterized. NCBI's taxonomy places the organism in Eukaryota, Viridiplantae, Chlorophyta, Chlorophyceae, Chlamydomonadales, Chlamydomonadaceae. Bases 149 to 2263 code for a protein of 704 amino acids. The record is from RefSeq and is a predicted model, not a curated record. The transcript is spliced from 17 exons.